CGGUGCCUGCAGCCGGCUGCCUCCAUGGCAGUCCUCCCGCGACCCUAAGCCAUAUGUGAUGCACUCUCUUCAACACGGUGUGAACCUCUCGCGGCGGGCGUGUACGGCCCUGCUGCUGGUAUGGCUAGUGGGGGCGGCUGUGGGGCUGCCCAAGCCCCCGGACCACGCGUCCGAUACUGUCGUGCACCCCCCGGUCAACCGCGCCGCCAACACGCGCGACAUGGACAGCCUUUAUAUGGCCACGACGACGGGCAAAGCCGUCGUGGAGGAGUCUCUUGCCUCCUCCACGCCGAGCCCCUCGAAACAACCCCAGAAGAAGGAAGUGGAGAGGUACCCCGUCAUUUCUGUCUCUUUUCAAAGAGUGGAAACGCCGUUUAUUAUUGGACUGUGGAUUUUCUGUGCGAGUUUGGCUAAAAUUGGUUUUCAUAUGGCCCCAAAAUUAAGUGAAAUAUUCCCCGAGUCAUGUCUCCUAAUAUUCGUAGGAGUGGCGAUUGGAGUCGUUUUGGUCCACGUUACUGACAGCGUCCAUAUGUCGCCGCUUACACCAGACACUUUCUUUUUUUACAUGCUUCCUCCAAUUAUUCUGGACGCUGGCUAUUUUAUGCCUAAUCGACUAUUUUUCGAUCAUUUAGGCACGAUUUUAUUAUUUGCCGUCAUUGGGACUAUUUUUAACACAUUUACCAUAGGUGCUUCCUUGUGGGCAGUAGGACUGACAGGCCUGUAUUCCUGUGAUACCCCGCUGUUGGACAUGUUCCUCUUUAGUUCGCUGAUAUCUGCGGUGGAUCCAGUGGCAGUGUUGGCAGUUUUCGAAGAGAUUCAAGUUAACGAAAUAUUAUACAUAGUGGUGUUUGGUGAAUCACUUUUAAAUGAUGCCGUCACUGUAGUGUUAUACCACCUUUUUGAGUCUUAUACCGAAAUGGGCCUAGAAAACAUCAUCUACCAAGACAUUGUGGCCGGUAUUGGCAGUUUCUUCGUAGUGGCUAUUGGUGGUACUGUGAUAGGUGUGAUAUGGGGACUUGCGACGGGUUAUGUUACAAGAUUUACCAAUGAAGUGCGUGUCAUAGAACCUAUUUUUAUAUUUGUUAUGGCCUAUUUGGCGUAUUUAAAUGCCGAAAUAUUUCAUAUGUCUGGAAUUUUAGCAAUUACAUUUUGUGGUAUAACAAUGAAGAACUACGUGGAGGCAAACAUAUCACACAAGUCUCACACGACAAUAAAAUACACCAUGAAAAUGCUUAGCAGUUCGUCGGAAACUAUCAUUUUCAUGUUUUUGGGUGUGGCGACUGUAAGUUCGUACCAUGUCUGGAACACAUGGUUUGUUGUACUCACAAUUCUAUUUUGCUCAGUUUAUAGGGUAUUAGGUGUAAUAAUAUUCACAGCAAUAGCGAAUCGUUUUCGAUUACAUCAGCUAAGUCAAGUGGAGAAAUUCGUGAUGUCGUAUGGGGGCUUACGAGGGGCUGUAGCCUUCGCUUUGGUGCUUUUAAUCAACCCCGAAAUAGUGCCACUUCAGCCAAUGUUUAUGACGACGACGAUUGCUGUUGUCUACUUUACUGUGUUCUUCCAGGGUAUUACGAUAAAACCUUUGGUAAAAAUUCUUAAUGUCAAGACAUCAGAGAAACGAAAACCGACAAUGAAUGAAAGAAUUCACGAAAGGUUGAUGGAUCACGUUAUGGCGGCGUUGGAAGAUAUUAUGGGUCAACACGGGAAUUACCACAUUCGAGAUAGAUUCAAACACUUUGAUAAUAAAUUUAUCCGACCGUAUUUGCUGAGAAACCAUCAAGGUGCCGAACCAAAAAUCUUAGAAACUUACUCGAAAUUAGCAAUGAGGGACGCCAUGGAAUAUAUGCGUAGGAACGCUUCCACCAUAGGUAACAUUUCUGGUACAGAAAGCAUGUCCGCUAUUUUCAAGAAUUAUACGGCGGGCAACCUCAAUGGCAGGUGCGCUACCACAUUACAAACUUGUACUAGUUUUAGUCAUCUAGAUUCGAGUUCGUGGAACGUAGACAUGCAAGAAUUGGAAUACAACCCUUCUAAGAAAGACUUAACAGAUGCCAAAAUUCAUCAUUUGUUAGCCGAAGAAUUGGUCAAACCUGCCAGAAGGCAUCGUCGUCUUAGUUACAGCAGACAUGCUGUCAACGAUCGAGAUCUCUCGACUCAAGUCAAUUAUCGGAUGCAUUUUAACAUGAGACGCUUGGUGGCCGACAAGAAACACCACCAUAAAAGGCACAGUAAGAAGAUGAGUAAAGACGGUAAGCAAAACCAUGUGAGUUUCCCCGAAUUUCAGCAAAAUGGAACUGCCAAACAAUUUUCACACGAUUACAUAAGUGAGGUAUUACACGAGGAUGAUACUGAGCCUAAGUCGACCAAAGAGGACUGGGAUAGUCCUAUUACCUUUACUGCAAAAUCGUCUCCAAGCACGGAAACGGAUGUGAGUGGAACGUUUGCUAGUCAAUUAGUUCCACUAAUGGGAACCAAAAGUAAAAAACCGACUGCAGCUGAGGAUUGUCUCCCUUGGCGAAGGGAGUUUUCUAAUGUUAAUGUUACAGAUGAGAGUAUUUUCUCAGAUACAGGAAAACGCAUGUCAAGAGGUUCCAUAGAUGGAGGAGAUUUAAUGCGCGUCACGACGCCCACGGCGAUUGAAACAAUGCUACCUUGGAAACGUGAGGAGGAAGAAGGUUCUGUACCUUUACAGCAAUCCGAAUUUCCGGCGUGGGCGUCCAAUAAAGAAUAUUUAGCUUACAAUUCGCCGUCUGCAACGUUUUUAGGGGGCCUCGAAAAUCCUCGUUCGUCUGUGAUUGGGCUUUUCCGGCGGGAAAGCCUCGGCUCGGAGCAUUUAAGCAGUUCAGAAUCAACCCCUCAGAAAGAGCGCCGGGGCUCAUUAGGGCGCAACGCCGUUCUGCUCAUAGAAGAGGGCGAAAGCGACCCUUUGGGUGUGCUUCACAAAACUGGCACCAUUCCACCUCUUCCUCAACCACCCCAAACGCCAGGACAACGGAGACAAGCCCGUCGCGGUUCCAUGCUGGAACUAAGCGGGUCAAUUACCCGUGAUACAAUACCUGAAGAAACUUUUGGGAGUUCUCAUAGGAGACAAUCUUGGUUCACUCAGUCACGGUCUUCUCGUCCUAGUAUUUCAAAACAGCAAACAAUAGGAAGCGCACUAAUGGGAAACGUAUCAUCUCCAUCACCAUCCAUAACUGAUGAUAGUUCAGCUGAUGAAGACAUUGAAUGUCUGAUGAAAGCAGGAUUUCUUAAAAGUGAUAUCUAAAAUACUGAUUUAUGUGUUACAAGAGUAUUUUCGCAAAAUAUAGACUUUUUAAGGAAACAAACAACAAAUUUCGUUUAUACUGGUGAUUCACGGUGUUUUUAAAAUAAAAUAUAUGAUAAACAAGUACUGAUAAAUUUGGCUAAUUUUUUGUAAAAACAUGACUUGCUUAGUCUAGAGUACGGAGAACUAGAUACUAGGAGACGAAACAAGAUAUUUUGGACCAAAAAAAGUAGUACGGCGGAGUACAAAUGAGGGCGCUUGGAGCGUUUUACCAUCUUUAUAUUCUUAAUAAACUGUGAAAAACUAAAUUUUUCGCGAGAAAUAUGUGAAUUUUUUUUUUUUAAUUUAAAAUCUGUGCUCCGUUUCAUGUUUUUCAAAAUGCUGCGAAAACGGUUGAAGAUACAAAAAAAAUGUAAGAAAGAAAGUUGUAGAGAAUAAAAUUUUCUACUAAAAAGUCCUCAAGAUCAUACCUCUAUCUUUAAUGGUUUAAGCCUCAAAGACGUUCAAAGCCGCUGAAGCCACAUUUUUACUGAUGAUUCAGUGCCAGAGGAACUCUUUAGUAAUUUAAACCUAAACCGUUGAAGAUAGAAAUAUGUUCUCGCGGACUUUUUUGUAGCAAAUUUUAUUCUCUACAAUUUUGUUUUUUACACUUUUUUUGUAUCUUUAACCGUAU
Messenger RNA from Tribolium madens (black flour beetle), 3935 nucleotides. RefSeq names its product sodium/hydrogen exchanger 3 (gene Nhe2). The coding region runs from base 59 to 3262 and encodes 1067 amino acids. Gene Ontology annotation, cellular component: membrane. NCBI's taxonomy places the organism in Eukaryota, Metazoa, Arthropoda, Insecta, Coleoptera, Tenebrionidae. The transcript is spliced from 16 exons. The record is from RefSeq and is a predicted model, not a curated record. Gene Ontology annotation, molecular function: sodium:proton antiporter activity. Gene Ontology annotation, biological process: regulation of pH; sodium ion transport; proton transmembrane transport.